This is a messenger RNA of Caenorhabditis sp. 36 PRJEB53466, 5458 nucleotides long. Lineage: Eukaryota; Metazoa; Nematoda; Chromadorea; Rhabditida; Rhabditidae. The record is from the annotation of a GenBank genome assembly.
AUGAAAAGUCGCGAUACGGUGUCCACGGCGAGUGGUACCGCUUCGCCACCCAAGACAACGAUUGCGCCCAAAAAGGAUUAUUUUCAUGUUGAAGGUUUGAUCAAAAUACGAAACAAAGUGUUACUACAAAGGGAUAUCAAAUUUUCAAGAAAAAAAUGAAAAUCAUCAUCGUAUUGUUCAUAUCUAAUUAUUUUUCUCUUUACAGCCAACAUACAAAAUGAGUUUGGAGUUUGCGGAUGGAUUCUCACCAUUCUCUCGUACCUCCUGAUCUUCUUCACGCUUCCGAUUUCGGCAUGCAUGUGCAUAAAGGUACAAACUGAUUACAAUAAUAACACCAAAGAAAUUUGAAUUUCAGGUCGUUCAAGAGUAUGAAAGAGCAGUUAUCUUCCGUCUCGGUCGUCUUAUGCCCGGUGGUGCCAAGGGACCAGGUAAGGAAGAAAACGUCUGGAAAAGGGUAAAAUGUUAACUUUUAGGUAUCUUCUUCAUUGUCCCGUGCAUCGAUACCUACCGCAAAGUGGACCUCCGUGUGCUCUCUUUUGAAGUUCCACCCCAGGAGAUUCUGUCCAAGGACUCUGUGACUGUGGCUGUCGACGCCGUCGUCUACUUCCGUAUCUCCAAUGCAACUAUUUCGGUAAUUCUAAUAUUCAAUGCAUUCAAAAGCAGCACUUUCUUGCCAGGUCACCAACGUUGAAGAUGCCGCUCGCUCCACCAAACUUUUGGCCCAGACCACCCUCCGUAACAUUCUCGGAACCAAGACUCUCGCUGAAAUGUUGUCUGACAGAGAGGCAAUCUCUCACCAAAUGCAGGUAGCGGGAAGAUUGCAACAAAAAAAUCAGAACUUUUACGUUGACAGACCACUUUGGACGAAGCCACCGAGCCGUGGGGAGUGAAAGUCGAGAGAGUCGAAGUGAAGGAUGUUCGUCUGCCGGUCCAACUCCAAAGGGCCAUGGCUGCUGAAGCUGAGGCUGCUCGUGAAGCCAGAGCAAAGGUGGGUUCAUGGCAACUACCUCAGUAGGCUGAGAACACUGAUAUUCCAGGUUAUUGUUGCCGAAGGAGAACAAAAAGCGUCGAGAGCAUUGAAAGAAGCGGCUGAGGUUAUUGCUGAGAGCCCAUCUGCCCUCCAAUUGCGUUAUUUACAAACACUGAACAGCAUCUCGUACGGUUCCAUUGACCUUUUUAUCAUUUAUUUAUAAUUCCAUUUUCAGUGCCGAAAAGAAUUCGACCAUCAUUUUCCCAUUCCCGAUUGACCUUCUCAGUGCAUUCCUUCAAAGAACCCCACCAAAAGUGUAAGUUUCUACAUGAAUCCACACGCUUCCUUCCAGACGUCACAUCCAUUCACUUGUUAAUUGCAGUGACAAUAAUUUCGCAUUUCCAACGCAAAAAGCUGCACAACCGUCUUCCUCUUGAAUUCACGCUUCACACAUGUGUGGAUAAACAAUUGCUUUUUCAAUUUUCCUGUCAUUUUUGAAUGUAUUCUCGAGCUUUGUCACCAAAUCCCUCCAGCUAUGAAUGAUAUCCUUUGAGUGUUCCAAGUGCACACUGGUACCAAUAGUUUCGAAAAUCCAAUCAACUUCAUAAUCUCUGGCAGAGCUAGUCAUCUCGGUGAGCCUCUCUCCACCACUACUUACUUUUCCCUGUCCUUUUAAACAUGACUGUCCAAUUUCCCUCCCUUUAACUGUAACAUUUCAUAUUCCUAAAAUGUGAUAUGGUCCUACUUCCUAUUUCUUCUCUCUCUCUCUCACGCUCUCUCUCUCUCUCUAUCUUCCAAUAUACCCCGCUCGGCUUCGUCUCUCAUCACAAAAUCUUUGACACAAAACGCCACUCCAGAUGUAUAUUUUUGACAAUGUAGAGUUGCCACCAUGUAUUUUUACGCCAGCACAUACAUUUUGCAAAUGAACAUUUCAUAUCAUUGAUCACUGUUUUGGCUUGGAUGUUAAUGUGUAACGCGACACCACUGCCAAGUAUUAUGUGUUUCACUGCCACGGACUGAGUGUGUCGCUUCGUCUUUGGACACUCGCGAUUUGAAGAAAAUGAAAUUGGAAACUACUCGACUCCUUGGGUCUCCAAUACAAACAAAGAAAUCCCAUUGGUGAAGGGAGAAAAGCUUGAACACUUUUUAUCUGCAGAUUUAUAAUGAAUUUGGUUAAGUGAGGAACCGCCUGCUCUACCGAAGAAGAUCAGAUCAUGUUGCUUGUACAAGUACCCGGAUUGGGUGCAGGGAAUGGUCGGAGGCGAAGGAGGAGGUGGACAUGGUCAUUCUCACGGCGGAGGAUCUUCUCAGGUGAGGGCAAAAGGUACGCGUAGAACAACAUCCGCCAGAAACAAGAGUCGAGUUUCCGGUGCAUAUCUUUCAGGGAGCAUUCCAUCCAUCUCAAGUCGGUUCCGGCCCGAGCAUCACAACCACCAGUGGCCGUCCGCUGCUCCGCAGGUAAUAAAACAGAUCGCACGGUUCGAGAAUCGUUUAGAUAGCUGUAAAACAGCUCAUUCGACCCUUUAAACAUGCACCAUAUGCUUUCGAACAUUUGCCGCAUACUUUUUCCAUUGCUUUAUUGUAUGCAAACGCAAACGCGCUGGGAGGGCUCAAGAACAAGAGCAAAAGCUUCAAAUCCUGUUACAUAAUAUCUACAUAAAAAAGAGAGAGAAAGAGAGAAGGGAGAAAGAGAAGAAGAAGAAGAAGUCAAUUUCAAAUAUUCACAAUCACUGCCUUCUGUCUUCUUUUCUUUUCUUCCACCGCUCAACAGCUGACACCGUGAAGAGUGCGAAAAAGAACACGGAGCCUCGUCUGAUUUCCCGCUAUUUUUCAAAUCUUUUUCACACACACACACACACACACAGAUACGCUCAUGAUAUAUAGUGUACUUUUUGCGGUAGACCCAUUAUUUAAUCCAGAGAAAACAUUAUGAAUCUGUGCUGCAAAUUUGUUGCCGGGGUCUACACACCCACUAUUCGUGAUAUUCCUAUUAGUAAGGAUGAACAGUUUUGGUCAGUUUUGAGACUUUUAAUUAAAUUAUUUUGUGUCUGAGCAAAAACUGAAAUGUAAAUUUUAUCCUUACAGCAUGCGAGAAGCGCAGUUUCACUCCGCAGCACCGCCGAUCUCAGCUCCAAGUCAGUCCCAAACAUCAGCGAGUCAGUUGGACCCAGGUGAGCUGAAAUCCUCAAAUUUCUUGUUCUCAAAAACAAAAGCCUUGUGAGCACUCCAGCAUCGCAUCACUUUUCGAUAUAAUGAUCCAUUCAUCACCCACUCGCACCCAUCACUUUCUCAAAAGUCGUUCCACAGAGCAUGUGUUCAGGUUUGCGGCCCGGCCAACAAUCGCGCCGAACCAGCAAAGCGGUCGGCACCGGAGCUAAUUCACUGCUCAAACAAGCGAUCGCCAACCGAAUGAUGCCGCAGAUGCACCCUUCCACGGUCGACGCAGAACCUUCUUCUUCAGCCACCUCUCCGACGACACAGCCUGCCAAAAUUCACAAAACGGAUUCGAGUGAAAUGUCAAAGAGUGUGCUUUUGAAUCCUGCUUGGUAUCGUGAUGAUCAAGGAAGAACGGGAUAUAAAACGUCUGAUUGGGAGAAAGUUUCAAAUAAGCAGAAGAAUGUGGUGAAAGAGGGGAAGAAGAAGCGGAAAGAAUCCACGGAUGACAGUGCCAUCAUCAAGGAGCUCGAUACGGAUCUUCUAAGUGAGACGAGUGGAAGCGAUAACAAGUCUGUGGAUUCUGUACUGUCUGAUCCGAAACUGGAGAAAAAAGCGGCAAAAGCUUUGGAGAAGGAAAUGAAGAAGCGUGAGAAGGAGCAGAAGAAGUUGGAGAAGGCCCAGAAGAAGAAGGAAGCAGAAGAAGAAAAAAGGCUGAAGAAGAAGAAAGGAAGCUCGGCGAAUGUUUCUGAAAUUGGCGAGCAUGAGUCUGUGGAGAUGAAAACUGUGGAGAAGAAAAAGGAGAAGGCAGAAGCAACCAUCACCUUGACGUUAGUGUCCAAAGAAUCCAAAGAGAAAAAGAACAAGGUUCAUGAUGGGUCGGAGAAGGAAAAGGAAAGGGACUCUGGAAACUCCAAAGAUAAACACCAAAAACGGACAAAGGAGGAAGAGAAAGAGAUGGAGUCAAAAACAGAAAGACGCCCACCACCCAACGCAACUCAUUCUUCAAUAAGGAAACUGAAGACAGAGUCAACCAAGAAAAGUGGGCAUGGCGAGCCCAGAAGAAAUACUAUUGGCGACCGGAGAGACUCCAGCAUGUCCGAACUGUCGCGCGGAUCAUUCAAAUCCGUCACUUUCAACGACCGUGUCCAGACUCAUGAGAUCGAGAGGAACAGCAGCGUCUAUACUUCGAGUGAGGACGAUGCGGCCAUCAUGAGCGACGACGAAAUGUCAAAACCAAGUCAGGCUCGUAUGAGAAAAAAGUUAGUAUUGCUGACAGGUGGACAAACGCAUCAGCAGGAGGUCGAGGACAUUUACGAUGACGAAGACUUGGAUGACUUCGAAGAGCAGGAGAGAUUGGCACUGUUAGCUGCUCAAGGAUACGACGUGCGAAAGGAGAUGCAGUUUAGAAGGACUGCUGGACAGGAAGAUGAAGACUAUGAAGAUGAAUCGGAAGAAGACGAAGAAGGAGAAGAUGAGGAUGAUGAGACUGUCUCACAGAACAGCUACUAUGCAGAGGACGUGGAAGGCGCCGAUAUCUAUUUGAAGAACGAGCACAGUUUUCUGGAAACUGAUAUGCAACAGGGACAAAGUCAGCAAAUGAGGAAUAUGGCUGCAUACGAGAUGUUCGACCGUACCAUGCAAGGUUCGAUGAGCAAGUUGCAUGGAGAAGAUUCGAAAUCCAAUAGUCUUCUGUUCGGAUACAAUUUGCCAAGAUCUGCCAGCGGAUAUUUCGAGCCUCCACCAGAUGGCCACAUGAAUUUUUCUUACGAGGAGGCAAUUCUGAACCGUCAAGCAUUCCAACAACAACAGCUGCUUCAACAACUCGGAAAAUUGCCGAUGCAAUCGCCACAGCUUCAACGAGAAGUUCCAGGAAUUCAUAAGCUGAGCCCAUCGGGAGGAUCAUUGCGACAAACUGCAACUCAACGAAGUUUGUACGAGAAUGUGACACCCGGAGACGUACCGUCCCAACCGCAGUCUUUGAUCAUCCCAGGAUCACCAUCUCAGAGAAAUCAAACUGCAAGACAUGAAUUCUUCACCCAGACUCCCUCAAAUGUGGUUUCCAAAACAAUAAUGGCGGCAUCAAGUGACGGAUUCAGUCAAGGAAGCACUGAUUCAAACGCGACGAUUCAAGUGGAAGAUGAGAUGAAAAAGAAGUUUGUGGCCAGGUUCGGAGCACGGAAAGCUCCAAUCGCAAGGGAAGAAGAUCCGGCCGAUCCGCAUCAUGUGAUGGGCAGCCAAGAAAGUAUGAAUUCGACAGACUCGCGCGAGUCCGUCGUCUCCGCCGCGUCUAUCAAAGCGGAAGUGUUGGCUCGCCGCAACUUCAACUACUAA